This is a messenger RNA of Magnolia sinica, 4773 nucleotides long. RefSeq lists its product as uncharacterized. Gene Ontology annotation, biological process: protein ubiquitination. Gene Ontology annotation, molecular function: ubiquitin protein ligase activity. Bases 232 to 4467 code for a protein of 1411 amino acids. The record is from RefSeq and is a predicted model, not a curated record. Lineage: Eukaryota; Viridiplantae; Streptophyta; Magnoliopsida; Magnoliales; Magnoliaceae. The transcript has 15 exons.
UAUUUCACAUUUCAGAAAUUCCAGAAACCUUCCCGUUUCAGAAAAUUCUCAUAUUAUCAGACGCAUCACACUAUCAGACCAUCUGUUAGAUUCCGUCUCAUUGGUCGGAAAAUCGUCUCCAUCCAUGGAAACGAAAACCCUAGGUAUCUAUGAUGAGGAGAGAUAACACCUUCUAAAUCACGUCACGGCAAUGAGAGUGAGUGGAAUUUGCGCUAUUUUAUAGAUUAUACAAUGGAGCUAGAAUCACACGAAGAUCAAAUAUCAGAAGAUGUCGUCUUUGAUGUUGCGGACUAUAUUGACGAUACGGCUUUUGAGAAUGAAAAAUGUGGAAUAUGCAUGGAUUUUAUUGUUGACAGAGGGGUUCUGGACUGCUGCGACCACUGGUUUUGUUUCGCAUGCAUUGACAAUUGGGCCACCAUCACAAACCUCUGCCCACUUUGCAAGUGUGAAUUUCAAUUGAUCACAUGCAUUCCGGUAUAUGAUACAAUUGGAAACAACAAGCUUGGAGAAGACUCGCUGUCCAGAGAUGAUGACUGGUGUAUUCAAGGGAAGAACAACACACUCUCCUUUCCAUCAUACUACAUCGAUGAAAAUGCAGUCAUCUGUUUGGAUGGUGAUGGUUGCAAGUUAAGAAAUGGACUGGUGACAACUGAGGAAGGUUUAACUCUUGACACGUCAAUUGCUUGUGAUUCAUGUGAUCUUUGGUACCAUGCUUUUUGUGUGGGAUUUGAUCCAGAAAGUACAUCCGAGAAUUCAUGGUGGUGCCCAAGGUGUAAAAUUGACGAAGUUCCAUUGGAAUCAGAUGGGGUUUUGGUACAAAGAGCCAGUGAGCAGUGUGUUCAUGAAAGCACUGAUUUUGCAUGUCCGAUGGAGGAUGCUUUUUCUGGAAAGGUAUUGGUAUCUGUGGCCGAUGCUGGGGAAACAGCUGUGGUGGUCUCAAUGGUUGAAGGGAAGAAGUGGACUGGAGCCAGCGAGAAUUUUCUGUUGAAGAAACUGGAUGUUGACAGCGAUGAAAAACCCGUAAUAUCUUCUGAUGAAAAACCUGUAAUUUCUUCUGAUGCCGACACAGAUACUGUUAAAACAGAAAUGCAACUGAAUGACAGUGGUAGCUGUUCAAUUUAUGGUAAAGAUAGGACUGUUGGUGCCCUUGCUCCAGAUAAUCAGGACAAUCCUGAAAAGUCUUUCAAUAUAUCACUGCAGAGGACUACCCUUCAAUCAAACAUCAAUGAACAGGAAACAUUGUUGUCACUAUCCUUGUCAUGUGACGCAUCAUUAUUGUCACCAGGUGAUUCAUCGUCAUUUAGUGACUUGAAGACUGACAUUGUCAAUAAAGGAUUAUGCAAACCAAGUGGUCCGAAUGGGUGUAAGGUUUCAUCACCAUUGCUUGAUACUUUCUGCACCACGAGUAGGCCAUCAGAAAGUGAAUGCAAUAUUGAUCUUCACCUGGGCUUACAUGUAGGAGCUUCCUUAUUAGUUGACAAAAGGGCCAGUGAUGCUACUGAGAACCAACUGGCUGAACCUGAACAGAAGCCUUCAGUUGAAUCUUCUUUGUCAGUUGACAAGAUGGCUGGUGAUGAUACUAUUGAGAACGUCGUUGGAGUUACACGUCAGAAGAAUCUUGAAGUUAGUGGUGUAAAAAGAAAGCACACAGAUAGGUCCAGAGAUGAUGCUCAUAUGACCGAUCAUACUGAAGGCAAGGAAACCAGUGCCAAAAUCCAAAAGGGUAAUGAGAUUCCAGCAAAAAAAGCCAAAUCGGAUGAAAAAUCUAAGACAGCUCCUUUGAAGUGCCGAGUUGAUGCUUCCAUUUCAAAUGGCUCUGGAGAUAUUUCCAGACCUGUUGCACUUUCUAAAGACAAUAAGUUGAAGCAUAUUCGCAGGAAGGAAGCAACUGCUACAGAUAUCAUGAGUAUAGUUCAAGGGAAUGACCGUCGAUCUUCCAAGGCACCAGCAGGUCCAAACUCGGAAGAGAAAUCCACAAAAGAAGGUGAUAACAUUGUUGGGUUGAGAAUAAAAAAGAUCAUGCGGCGAGUUGCGGAUAAUGAGUCAUCCACACUACUUCAGAAACUAAGGCAGGAAAUAAGAGAAGCUGUUCGUAACAAAUCUUCAAAAGAUUCUGCCAGGAGUGAUAUCUUGGACACGGAGCUUCUCACAGCAUUCAGAGCCGCUGUUGUGAGACCCCAAAAUGAACUGACCCCAAAAAUCGAUCCUUCUGUCAUAAGAGCAAAGAAGGUGAUGCUCCAAAAGGGAAAGAUACGUGAAAAGCUAACUAAAAAGAUCUAUGGUACAGCAAGUGGAAGGCGGCGACAUGCAUGGGACAGGGACUGGGAAGUCGAGUUUUGGAAGCACCGGUGCACGAGUACUCAGCCUGAAAAAGUUCAGACUCUGCGAUCAGUUCUCGACCUUCUAAAAAGGAGCUCCCAAUCUUGCUCAGAGAGUUCAGAGAUGGAACAAGGGCCUGAAGGGGAGGUUAAAAAUUCCAUUCUGUCGAGAUUGUAUUUAGCAGAUGCAUCUGUUUUCCCAAGGAAGGAGGAUAUCAAACCUCUGUCUGCUCUUAGAGGCUCUGCUAUGACGGGCAACCAUGAGCGGGAAGAAAAUAAUUUGAGCAAUGAAUCACAGAAGGUCAAUAAAUCAGUUCAUGAGAAUCACAUGGUCGAAACUUUUGCACCAAUGUCUAGGAUUUCACAAGAUAGAGUUCCUUCAUGUGAUAAUACAGGGAAAAGAAGCAUUGUGCCAAGCUUCAAAGGGGAAGCUUCUUGUAGGAAAGCACAUCCAAAUGGGACAACAGGAGGACCAGCCUCUAUUUCUAUGUCAAGUGGUUCCAAAGGUCAUGCACAAACUACAAAGGAAAACCCUGGCAAAUCUGACGAUGUGAAGAGUGAUAAAAGGAGGUGGGCCUUGCAGGUUCUUGCCAGAAAGACUGCCUCAGUAAAUAGAGAUGCAGCUCAAGGGAAAGAGGAAGAUAACAGUGCUCUCAGAGGAACUUAUCCCCUAUUGGCUCAACUACCUGCAGAUAUGAGGCCAGUCUUGGCACGCAUUCGUCAUAGUAAAGUCCCUACAUCAGUUAGGCAGGCACAACUAAACCGCCUCACUGAGCACUACUUGAGGAAAACGAAUCUGCCUGUUAUGUAUAGAACGGCAGGUACAGAAUUGGCUGUUGCAGAUGCAGUUAAUGUCGAAAAGGAGAUAUGUGAUAAGUCAAACAGCAAGCUGGUGUAUGUAAACCUUUGUUCCCAGGUCCUAUCACAGCAUACUAAUAACAGCAAGCUUAAAACAGCAGAAACAACGGCCUUUUGUCCUGAGGCAGGUCCAGCUGAAAGUAUGGAGCAUGUAGCCAUAGAACCAUUCUCUGAUCCAACAGCAGGGACUUGUGAAAAUGUGGAAGAAGCAUUGAAAAUGGCUGGUUUUCUAUCCGAUUCCCCGCCAAACAGUCCGUAUCGAGCAGUGGAAGACCUCAAUGACAAAGAUGCCCCUUCAGAGAAGGUUGCAGAGGAAGGCAUUGAGAAUGUAUUUGACAUAGAUUCCCAUCCAGAUCUGGACAUAUAUGGAGAUUUUGAGUAUGACUUGGGAGAUGAGGACUUCGUGGGCCCGUCCAGCAUAUCUAGUGCUUUGAGGGUAUCCAAGUUACAGUCAGAAGAUGGGGACUUGAAAAUGAAGGUGGUUUUAUCUACAAUCAACUAUGAGAAAACAUGCCUUGCUCUUGACUCUAAUGACAAUGCAGUGAAACAUGUACAAAAUGAGGUAGUAACAAGCCAUCAUGAAAAACUGGGGAUUGUCGAGGCACCUAUGGAUUCUCUGUCUGUGCUCAAGUGCCAUACAGAUAGAGGCAUAGGAAGCUCAAUCUUGGAGCUUAAGAUAGAUGCUCCAUGCCCUUCUCCCAAAACCCAUGAUGGUGAAAGAUCUGAAGAGCCUUCUUUGGCAGAAUGCGAAGAAUUGUAUGGUCCGGAUAAAGAACCUUUAGUGGAUGAGAUUUGUGACGAAGCAAUGAGUGAGCCAAAUAAAUGCAUGGAAAAGGAAGCAAUAGCUGAAAACACUGUUCCUGUUGGAAAGGAGAAUUACAGGUCGAAUAAAGAAGCAGCUGCAGACACUCAGUUUGUGAGUGAGAGUUGCAUGGAAAAUAGCAUUGCCGGAGGUGGUAUCCCUUUCAAUCAUGAUUCUUCCAGAGGGGAAAAUUCUCCAAAUCAUAGUGAGAAUGCCCCGAGAAAAGAGGCGAAGUCCAACAGCAUCAAUCAGUCGGAUCUCUGUCAUUCUGUAACAAAAAAGGUGGAAGCCUAUGUCAAAGAGCAUAUCAGGCCUCUCUGUAAAAGUGGAGUGAUUACUGCUGAACAGUACCGAUGGGCAGUUGGGAAAACAACGGAAAAGGUUAUGAAAUACCAUUCCAAAGCCAAAAAUGCAAAUUUCCUCAUCAAGGAAGGGGACAAGGUGAAAAAGCUUGCGGAGCAAUAUGUUGAGGCUGCCCAUCAGAAGUAACAGUGCUGCCGCUUGAUUGAAGGGCUUUGGAUUUCAAACAGUAGUUAAGCGGCAUUUUCUCUACUUCUUCCGUUCCUAGUUUUUUGUCCUCAGUUCUUUUGCAGGAAAUUACAGGUUUUGGGCUUACGAAAGGAUAUGUAGGAGUAACAAAUUUGAAUUUUUAAAUUAAUGUAAAGGCUAAUCCAAGAUUUCAAUAUCUCAGCCACUGAAGAGUCUGAACUACAGAGGUAUUUGCAUUAGACCUUGACAAGCAAUUGCUUGGAUAGAUCUUGUAUAUAAAUCAUGUACAGUACAACUUCAGCAUCA